AUGGAAACCCCAAAGAUACCGGCUCCGAGAGACGAAGGUGAAAGGGAGGUCCUCGAAAAGCUAAUUGCCAUUCGCGACCAGUUGCAAUUACGCAAACUCGACCGCACGACCUACGUUCGGACCCAAGAUGUCAUGAUUUUAUAUGACCAGACCAUUGAGCAGGUCAGAAUCCUGAACGAGGUUAGACAUGGGAAGUCGGUCGAAGAGAAUAGAGUGGACAGAGUGGUAGACAGCUGUUUCCAAUUACUAUCACUCUUUUUCAUGACUAUCGGUCGAAACAAUGAAGCCCCUGCCGCCUAUGCCCUGACUUCGACUAUCAAGCGACUCCUAGACCAUCUGGCCGAAGCCAACUUAUUCUCUGCUCGGGAUCUCGAGAGUAUGUCCCAGACGCUUGUGCAUCUAUCGGAAAUAGCACACAACUCCGCCAGCACGAAGCCUUCGCCUUUACUUGAGACCUUGAUUGUGCACCGGAUAGAGCGAUGCCGCGCAUCGUUAACAAGCCUACAGAAAAGGAUCGAGGACAUUGCAGAGCCAUUACGGCCGACCGCGGACAGACUCGUCUCUAUAAUGAGACAGAUGGCUAUAAUCAAUACCAAAUCAAAGUUCACACCGUCGGAAAUAUAUAAGCGAGAGGCGGAGCUGAAAGAGAUUGGCGAGACACGGAAGGACGGGCAAUUCCUCGACGCUGAUGGUAAUGUUUUAAAAGGUAGCGAAAACGUCUCGCUGUUGAUAGAUCGAUGUUUAGACUAUACGAAAAUCGUCCUCGAAGGAAACGGCCAAUUUCCUGACAAGUGGAAGCCAGUUUACGAUGUACUCGUUGGCAUUAGAAAUGACCUUGAUAAGCUGUCUUUGACUCAAGCGUGGUCACUGCGAGAGACGGACUUGUACGACUACCAACGACAACUCGACAGGAUCGAUGAGAGCAGAAUAAAUGGAAAUUGGGUGGACGAUCAAGGGCAACCAGCUGAACUCUAUGUCCAACGGACGCUUCUUUACUUAAUUCGAAGGAGCUACGGUUAUAUCUAUCAUCUUAUGAUAUCGUCAGAGCCGGUUUCUGAAGCCCUGUUGCCGAUUUACAAUCAACUGCAGACGUUAAAGCGUUGUCUCGUCGAGGUAAAGAACAGCGGUGGCGUAACAUCGGUUAGGGAGCUUUACCCUUAUAGCAUGAAGCUACAUUCGAUCGACAAUAUGAAAAUUGACGGCAAAUUCAUGGUCGGGGAAGAUAUUCCCGAAGGUCAAGGCAGUGUAGCUGAAUUGCUGGCCGAAUGCUUCGACCUGAACUACGAGCUCAGAGUAGCAGCAGAGGCAGCGACAGAAACCCCUCCAUCAGAGCAGGAGUCAUGA
Messenger RNA from Daldinia decipiens, 1344 nucleotides. RefSeq lists its product as uncharacterized. The coding region runs from base 1 to 1344 and encodes 447 amino acids. The transcript is spliced from 5 exons. The record is from RefSeq and is a predicted model, not a curated record. Gene Ontology annotation, cellular component: cytoplasm; nucleus. Lineage: Eukaryota; Fungi; Ascomycota; Sordariomycetes; Xylariales; Hypoxylaceae.